Molecule: messenger RNA, 1811 nt
Organism: Aphanomyces astaci
Lineage: Eukaryota; Oomycota; Saprolegniomycetes; Saprolegniales; Verrucalvaceae
Exons: 4
Coding region: 1-1707 (568 amino acids)
Source: RefSeq, a predicted model, not a curated record
AUGGGCUGGGCACUCCCACCAACGUAUUCAGCGUUCAAGCGCGAGAGGUUGCUCCAUGGCUCCAGCAUCAUUCCGCCCUUCCUGUGUGAGUCAUGCAUCAUACCAUCCUUGUUGAAAACGUCCACGGGUAACUCCACCGAUGCGGACCAUCACAAGGCCAUCACCCUUGACCGCAUGCUUCGCGCAGAGGCAGUCGACGCCAAGCGGGAGCAAUACCGACAGAGUAAACAAGCUGCUAUGGCCAUCGAGCGAAAUUUGCAGUUGCGAAAGCAUGCGGCCCGUGUUUUGCAGAAGUGGCUUCGAAUGUACAUGGAGCCCCGCGAAUGCGAGCGACGUGCCGCGUGCACUCGCAUUCUUCGAUGGUGGCGUCGAUGGAAACUACUUGCGGCGCAACUGCCACGAAAAGAACUGCACAUGAGCUACAUGCAACCAAAGGAUUCGCUGUCUCAUUCCCCACGAAUCCACUUGCAAUCAACUGAACGACGCUCGCAGAUAAUUCCGCCGACACCAAGCACGAUAGAAGCCCCUCGAACACCCAACAUCAACCACACCAGCCAGUCGCUACCACCAUCGGCCAAUCCACAUGGCCUUGUUCUGGAACUCUUGGCCGUGCGCGGUUUGGUGGUGGCUUCCACGUGGCAGUCGCUGAGCGCCGAGGUUUGCGCUUUCCACAAGGCGUCCCCCCACACGACCAUCCAGACGAGUCACAUACCGUGUAACGGGGGCGGGUUCGAGUGGACGGGGGAAAAUGUGUUGGCAGUUGGCCAGCACCGUCUCAACUUGACCGAGUGGCAUUGCAGUGUCAAACUCUAUCGGCACGGCGGUCAAAUGGGGGCAAAAUGCCUUGGGCAAGUCCACCUCCCCGCCGACCUUCUUGAAAGCUCGUUGGCCAAGCAUCGCAACCUCACGCAAUGGUUCCCGCUGGAAAAAGCAGUUCCAGGAGACGUCGUGCGCGGCGAAGUCAGAAUGUCGUUUCACUACCAAGAAGAAGUCGCCGCCAUCACUACUAUUGAGACCAUACCUCCCCCCAACACACAACGAAAGCAAGUUGCAUCCAUUGAUGCAUAUAGCAGCGACAUUCCUUUCCGAAAGAAAGAGCGGCAAUCUCGUCCUGGACUACCGUCCCCCCAAACUCAUGAACCCAAAGCCAGACCUGACAAACGUACACCAGCCGCUACUGUUGCAACGACUGUCUCCCCCGAGAAGAAGAAAAUGUUGAUGUCGAAUUCCCCCUCCAAGAUCCCCGACCCCCUGGCGUCCAAUCAAGCUAUCGCUAACAAUGACGAUAGUAGCAGUAGUAGAGACGUCGACACGCCGACCCCACACCCGUACUUAAAGCGGAAACCAUAUCGCAUCCGCUUUGAAAAGCUCGAUUGGUCCAGUGUUGCGUCCAAGACGGAUAGCAACGUUCCAAAAGCAGUCCCCCAGCAGCCACCUACCCCAGCCCCCCCUUCAGAGCAAGUUCCAGAGAAAACGGGGGCGAGCUUGGAGCAACUCAUGUCAGCGCACAACCAACGGAACCUCGCGCUCGUGCACUUGAAGCAAAAAGCCGAACUGCACGCGAUUUUUCACCUCCCGCCUCCCCCCUCAGUCCUUCCGACGCUCACUCGUCCUGCAUUGGGUCAGCUACAUCGCCUUCCCAUAGGGGACACCACAAGGCGACUCGAACGACACUACGACCUCCUGCGACAAAAGUGGGGGUUGUAGAUAGAUCUAUGCAGUUACAGUAUAUGUAGGCUCGAGUACUCGAGAGGGUGUGCAAUACUUGCCCACGUUUUCAUAGCGAUAGCAAUAUAAAUAAAAUUGCCGAA